GCUUGGGCAAGAGUUCCUUAUCUCUGGGGCCUGGCUAGCCGCGAAGCAAUACCGGGCCUCAACACAGCCGGGGGGGCGUCAUGGCCUCAAGCUGCGAGAGAUAAAGCGCACUGCCCCGGCUGGUCGCGAAGCAUUCCUUAUCCGCAUAAAAGCCCUCAGGGACCCCGCGCCUUCUCAGACCCCUCCUCCUCUCGUCUGCUUCUCCUCUCCAGUAUUGAGCUUCUCAAUCCGAAUCUCAACGUCUUCUUGUGCCCCUUGCAGCAAGAAAUCCAAGAGCCACGCCUGUCCCGCAGCUCUAGAGUCGAAAUCUCCAACCACAAAUCUCACCUCCAACACAUCUUCCCGGUCGUCAAACCGUCACAACCGCAGCCAUGGCCGAAAGCACAACUGUCUCGUACACUGAGAACCUCAUGAAGUACAUGAAGCUCGACCAGAAGGGCUCGGCUAUGGCCGAGUACGUCUGGAUCGAUGCCCACGGCGGUGUUCGCUCCAAGAGCAGAACUCUGACUUCCGUUCCUGAGGGCGGUUUCAAGCCUGAGGACCUUCCCGUAUGGAACUUCGACGGCUCGUCCACCGAGCAGGCCCCCGGCGACAACUCUGACGUCUACCUGCGUCCGGUUGCCGUCUUUCCUGACCCGUUCCGUGGCGUCCCCAACAUCCUGGUUCUCUCUGAGUGCUGGAUGUCUGAUGGCACCCCCAACAAGUUCAACCACCGCCAUGAGGCCGCCAAGCUCAUGGAGACCCACGCCGAGCACGAGCCUUGGUUCGGUCUCGAGCAGGAGUACACUCUCUUCGACAUGAGCGACAGGCCCUACGGCUGGCCCAAGAACGGCUUCCCUGCCCCCCAGGGUCCUUACUACUGCGGUGUUGGUGCCGGCAAGGUUGUGUGCCGUGACAUCGUCGAGGCUCACUACAAGGCCUGCCUGUACGCCGGCAUCAAGAUCUCCGGCACCAACGCCGAGGUCAUGCCUGCCCAGUGGGAGUUCCAGGUCGGCCCUUGCCUCGGCAUCGAGAUGGGUGACCACCUCUGGAUGGCCCGCUUCCUGCUCCACCGCGUCGCCGAGGAGUUUGGCGCCAAGGUUUCCGUCCACCCCAAGCCUAUCCCUGGUGACUGGAACGGUGCCGGUCUUCACAGCAACUUCUCCAGCAAGGAGAUGCGUGUCGAGGGUGGCAUGAAGCACAUUGAGGCUGCCAUCAAGAAGCUUGAGGGUCGCCACAAGGAGCACAUCCUUGUCUACGGAGAGGGCAACGAGGCCCGUCUCACCGGCAGACACGAGACUGGUGCCAUUGACCAGUUCUCGUACGGUGUUGCCAACCGUGGUGCCUCCAUCCGUAUCCCCAGAGAGACCGCUGCCAAGGGCUACGGUUACUUCGAGGACCGCCGGCCCGCCUCCAACGCCGACCCGUACCAGAUCACUGGUAUCAUGAUGGAGACCAUCUUCGGUGCCGCCAAAUAAAUUACCUAGGAUACCCCGCCUCUGCUUCGACUUCUCCAAUACGGCUUAUUGGGAGUUUUAAACCUUUGUUGCUUUUGGAAUCAAGCCUUGCUUACAUAGAAAACGACUUGCCUUUAUCUGGGCGGAUAGUGGACAUCGAGAGGGCCUGCACAAAAGAAAUAGGUCCAUCGAGUGAUGUGGAAUGAAAAAAGAAUUACCAAGCAA
Microdochium trichocladiopsis is the source of this 1661-nucleotide messenger RNA. RefSeq names its product glutamine synthetase. NCBI's taxonomy places the organism in Eukaryota, Fungi, Ascomycota, Sordariomycetes, Xylariales, Microdochiaceae. Bases 372 to 1457 code for a protein of 361 amino acids. The transcript is spliced from 5 exons. Gene Ontology annotation, molecular function: glutamine synthetase activity. Gene Ontology annotation, cellular component: cytoplasm. The record is from RefSeq and is a predicted model, not a curated record.